AUGUUGCAGUCCCCCGAUUUCUUAACCAACCUCCUCGACUUCCCCUUGGAGAUCACCGAGCGGGUCUUUUCCUUCCUCCCCCCGGCAAAGCUCCGUGUCUUUUGCGGCGCCCCUCCCUUCCGCACUCUCGCCUUGAAUGCUCUCUACGCGUAUAUUGAGAUCGGUGACCCCAAUGGCCCCAAGGUGCGCGAUGAAGAGGAACACGACCUCAGAUAUACGUUCAUGGACGUUCCUCUGUUCGAAAAGUUCGUGCGCAACCCUGAGUUCACCCACGUCACGAUCAGGCGCGUGGCGCUAUACUCCAUUGCCGAGGUGGUCAACAUGUUGCUGAAGGAAGGUGUACUUGAAAGAGUCUCCAGAAUUAGCAAUAUCCAUGUUCUCUGUGGCUUUGCUCCGCCGGGAAUCGAAGACAGGCUCCGGACCGCUGCCGUGUACCGGUUGGAAAACAUCACAGAGGCCACUGUUCACGUAACCUGCUCUCUGGACUUGGAGACACCGGUUCAGAUCUUUUCCAACUUGAUCUUUUUGCGUAUGGUAUGGCAUGAUGAUUCAACCUGGGACCACACCAAGCCGAUCCCACUCCCAGAAACGCUACAGACCCUCAUGCUCCAAUACCCGGCUGUGCCCGUGACGGUGUACCGCAACCUUCCCAGCUCCUUAAAAUCGGUCUAUCUCGAGGGAGUUGAUAAUAUAUCUAUUAGUGACUUCAAUUCCAUUGAAUUUUCUCCUAGCUUGACAGAUUUGACGAUUGCUAAUACCCCUGGGUGGGAAGACCUCCGCGGGAUAACAUUGCCUCCGCGGCUCGAGGCGUUGCGACUCGUGGAGCUCGGAAUCGAGAGUUUCUCAGGAAUCAGUCUUCCGGCGACGUUGAAGAGCCUUACCCUUGAGGCAAACCUUUUUUUAGCGGAGUUUGAUGUGUCAUUACCUGCAAACCUCGUAGACUUGGCCAUCAUCACCUCUCACUUGGCUUCUCUAGAAAAAGUGCAAUUCCCAGAGACGUUGCGCAAUCUCGAAUUGCUGAGAAACCGGAUUCGUCUGUUAGGCUUCCUCAGCAACCUCCCGGAUGGCCUUGACGAACUUUUUAUGGAGAUGAACGAUUUGGGGGGUGAAGACGAUGACUUGUCCCUGAUUCGGUUACCCAGCCAGUUGCGCACUCUUGAUCUCGAAGGGAACGAUUUGUUUACCAACCAUCGUCUUUGCGAUCUAGCCCUACCCCCGAGCUUGCGCAACUUGCACUUGAGACAAACCGGGUUACUGUCUCUUGCGGAUGUGACGUUUCCGCCUGCCUUGUCGAUCUUGGAUCUUCUGGGCAACCCGCUCAGCACAAUCAACAACAUCACUUUUCCCGACACGUUGGAAGAUUUACUCAUGGAGGAGCUCAAGCUCACACUGGUCACAGCAAAACUCCCAGACUCGCUUCUCUUCAUAGACUUCCGUGGCAUGCCGUUGAAAACACUCGCCGACUUCCGCAUCCCCCAGAGCUGUCGCGAGAUAUUUCUCGGUGCCGGACCGCUAGGUUCGUUCUCUUUUCUGAAUUGGGACGAUGCAAGCUUGAAGCUCACGCGGUUGUACGUUGAAGAGUGCGACAUCGCGUCGCCUCUGGACAUUGGGAGGCUCCCUCCAGGAAUCAAGACUCUCUGUAUUGAGAAGAACCGAUUGGUCACACUACAAGGAUUAGAGCUCCCUCCACACUUGGUGGAGCUUCGCGUGUCAGACAAUUAUAUCACAUCGUUGAAUGGCCUUGUAUUUCCUGAUUCAGUCAAGUACCUUGAGCUUCGGCUAAACCGAAUUACAUCCGUCGAGUCUGUUAGGCUCCCAGAAAGCCUAACCAGACUCUCCCUCGCGGGAAACAGACUCACCAACAUCGACGGAAUGGUGUUACCUCCACGGUUAGAGUAUUUUGGCGUAAAUGAGAAUUCGAUCACGGAAAUCUUGCACCUUGAGCUCCCAGAAUCGCUACUUACUCUCCAGCUCCAGGGGCAAAAAGAGGGACUAACCAACAUUCUGGGGAUCAAAAAGCUCCCGGCGGGCUUGAAACGCAUGGAUAUCAGCUCCAAUCUACUCACAUCGUUCAAUUACGCGAUCCCCAAAGGUAUGAAGGUAUUAUAUAUCCACGAUAAUCCAGGGUUGAGGCACGACGCCUGGAGAUUGGCCAAGGACCAUCCGAACCUUAGGUUGUUCAGACACCAUUCAGGGGAAGAGGAGGCUCUACAAGCCAACGUCGGCUCCAGCGACGAAUGGGAGGAGUGGGACGAAGAUGCAUCGGAAGGUGGAUCUGAGUCAGGGGGCUCAGACGAAGAGAUGGUUGAUGCGAUGCCCGAAGAAGGGUUUUCAGACGCCGUAUCGUACGGUGACACCGACGAUAAUUCCGACCCCUACGGCGAGUACUCUGACACGGCCAGCGAGUUUGACGAGUUCUAG
Messenger RNA from Babjeviella inositovora NRRL Y-12698, 2421 nucleotides. RefSeq lists its product as uncharacterized. Lineage: Eukaryota; Fungi; Ascomycota; Pichiomycetes; Serinales. The record is from RefSeq and is a predicted model, not a curated record. The coding region runs from base 1 to 2421 and encodes 806 amino acids. The transcript has a single exon. Gene Ontology annotation, molecular function: protein binding.